Dermacentor albipictus is the source of this 6758-nucleotide messenger RNA. Its product is annotated as visual pigment-like receptor peropsin. Gene Ontology annotation, cellular component: photoreceptor outer segment; plasma membrane. The record is from RefSeq and is a predicted model, not a curated record. Gene Ontology annotation, molecular function: G protein-coupled photoreceptor activity. Gene Ontology annotation, biological process: G protein-coupled receptor signaling pathway; cellular response to light stimulus; visual perception. Lineage: Eukaryota; Metazoa; Arthropoda; Arachnida; Ixodida; Ixodidae.
UGCCGCGCGCGCCGGGAGAGCGCUCACACUGCUACGCGCACCCGGUCGGUAACGCAGUCAGGCGCCGCUGAAGCUUCGCCGAGCGCGGACUGUUCCACGCGCGCCGAAACACGGACGCUCGACGCCCCUCGUGCUUGGCGCACUUCGGCCUUCCAGCGACGCGCGCCUCCUUCGCUCACCUUUCCAAACAUCAGCGAGAGUCUAUCGUUGUAAAAGGCUCUGCUUAGACCGCGCUGCAAAACAGACGUCGAACUUUCUGCAUCUUUGACGACGCCGGACGUCCUACCCUGCGGGUGAAACAUGAACAACACAACGGAGCUGCUCUCGAUGGCCGACGGUCGUCGGGACGUCCUCGUUGGCAGCUAUCUACUGGCUGUCGCAUUCAUCGGAUGACCACCCGUGCGUCUUGAAGUGAGGGACGGAGCGACAACCGUAUUCAGGUUAUCUCCGUCACCAAAAUUGCACUAUCAUCAGGCCGUUGCUGUUCACCGCUUCAUACCAGGGGAACCACGCGAGCAAAGGACAAGAAAGUUCCCACCGGGAGGCGCUACUGGAGCCGGCAGCAGCUACAAAAGGCUACGCGAGCCACUUCAACCCUGCAGUCAGCGGCAAUCUGUUGCAGUGCUCUGAAUGUUACUCUGUUUGUUGGCAGGGUUCAUCGGCAGCGUGGGCAACGGGAUAAUUCUAGCCAUGUACGCAUGCGUGUCGUCCGUGAUGGACCCCACAAGCCUGCUCCUUAUCAGCCUGGCGGCUUCUGACUUCGGCAUUGUCAUUGGAAGCCCAAUCUCGGCCACGGCCAGCUUCUGUGGGAGAUGGAUCUUCGGCAAUACGGGAUGCCAGGCGUACGCUUUCAUCGGCUUCUUCUUCGGCUCGGCUCAUAUUGGAACCCUCACUCUUCUAGCGCUGGAUCGCUACCUGGCCACCUGCCGCAUUGGCUUUCGUGGCAAGCCUACAUACAAGCGAUACGUCCAACUUCUGGGGAUGGUGUGGUUCUACGGACUUUUCUGGGCUCUCAUGCCUCUACUGGGAUGGGCCAGGUACGGGAUGGAACCUUCGUUUCAGUCAUGCACGAUUGACUGGCGACACAACGACGCCAGCUACAAGUCGUUCACGGUGGUCUACUUUGUGCUGGGAUUCCUGGUGCCGGCUUGCAUUGUCGUUGUCUGCUACCGCACUUCCUCGGCGCACAUCCGGGUCCCCAAGCCCACCGUCGUACGCCCUACCGAUAUGAACGACGACUUCUGGGCGAACCAAGAUUCAGUCACCAUGAUGGUGGUGCUCAUUGUGGCAACGUUCUUCGCGGCGUGGACACCAUACGCUGUGCUCUGCUUGUGGGCCGUGUUUGGCAAGGCUUCUGCGGUGCCGCAUCUGGUGGCUGUUGUGCCGCCACUGUUCUGCAAGACGGCCAGCGCCAUCAACCCGUUCAUCUACUUCUUCAGCAACCCUCGCAUCCGGACCGACAUCUACGCGCUGCUCACCUGCCGAUGCAAGACUCUCGGCAGGCGAAGCUGCUCCAUUGAAGAGGACUACUGCUAACUGCCACCUAACGACGCUGUUUCUGAUGCCGCUCCUCCAGCCACGCUAUAGUGCAUCUCGUCACAUCACAGUUCUUUUUUGGAUAACCAUGUUCAGAGGCAGGCAGCAAAUACGAGGCUUAAGCACUAGCGUAUGGCGAAGCGGAGGCAGCGAGCAUUUACCACAUUUUUAGAACAAGGGUGCAUCAUUUGGGCAUCAUUGGCCAACUUAUAUUAUGGAAGUGUCGGAGCGCCCCAAUAGACAACUGAAACUCACAUUUCUUGGAACAAAACAUUACAGGGUCUUUACGGUUGUUUCCUGUAUCCCAGAAUGUAGUCACAUAUGUACAAUUUUUUAUUCAAAACUGUCGGAAGGUCUUGAAACUUGCUUGGGUGAAUAGAUUAGUUGUCUUUUUUAUUGCCUAUCUUUAUUCGAUCAAACUUCUGGAGAAAGUGUCUGAGCCCUUUUCGCUGUGCGUCCGCUUUGUCAGAAGAUGACUUUGGCUUUUCAUUUUAUUUCUUUUUAUCGCUGUGGGCUGUUAUCUAUUUUACUCUGGAUUUUGACGGGAGUCACAUGAGGCAUAAUUUUCCAUUCCAGCAGCUUGCCUCAAGAAUAUUGCAGCAUUGUUUCAGUAAACAUAUGGAAAUAAACUGAUCAUUCAUUAAAAAUCAGGAUUAAAAAAAGUGAGAGAGAACUAACGUUUGGACAAUAUUGAGAUAGUUAUAAUGGUCCGUACUUUACAGAUAACUAGUGCUUCAGGUAAUAAAUCGUAUCGAUUCAUUUUACCGAUGCACGUUGUGGAGCGCAGCGUUUACUUUAAUCCCUUUUUUGUUUCGCAGUUUACGCAGAGCGACCGCGCAAAGUGGUUAAAACGUCCGAUGGGUUAUAAGUUAAUUCUGAUCGCCCGCUACGGUGUGUACCAUUGCUGUGACAUUGUCAUAGCGGUAGUAGCUUCGGGGUUUUUUGAAGCCCUUGUCCUAACGAAAAAUAAGACGAACGUUCCCGAUAAGCUGGCGCAUGAGCGCUCGCAAACCGAAAGAUGCACACAUGUUAAAAAAAGCAUUAUGCAUCCGUCCAGACAGUAUUCCUGCUUCGUGUCUCUAUGAGGAGAAAAGCCGACAUUUACAUUUGAGGCGUUGGUUAGUUUUGCGCAACAACUUUAGUAACAGGACUUAAGUGGUCCUUCUUUGCCUCUAGUGAAUCGGUGGUGUUGGUGACUUCGCAUGCGGCAGCAAUGACUAAGAGCAGAGCGUAAGUUGGCGCUUCGUUUAUCGGUCAGUAUGACGACGGAUACAUUAGACGCUGUGAUGAUACUGCAGUAUAGUUUUAGUGCCAGGUCAAUAACUACACAAUGUACGCGAUCACUGUUUUCUGCUUCACGGUCAAACGUUAUGAAUACAUGGUAGCGCUUCCGUAUUUACGGCAGUUGAUCCGUCAUCAAAACCAGUAGCACGUUCAUUUCGUGGCUGCAGUAGUCGCCAUAAGUGCCGCACCAUGGUUCUAAUGAAAAUCGUCAGUGGUAGGCGCGCUCGAACGACACAUAGGAGUGCAACUUGAGAGGCACUCCUAUGGCCCUCUAUUCAGUUAAAACUUCAAUGCGACAUAUUCGCGUUAUCGACUUCUCACCAAAAUUCAGCUCCUUCAAUUACAGCCUGCGCAGUACAAUCGUUGAAAGUUAGAGUCCAGUCCUAUAGUUUCUUGCGUUAGAUCUAACUUUCUCAGGCAACUUGUUGAACAGAUGUGUACUGCAUAUGGCACUGCUUUUAAAAUGUGCCAAAGGGGAGCUGCCUAUACCCUCCACUUACACAAGCUGUCGCCAUUUUCCCUACGCUCUCGUUAUGCGUUUCCGUUGUCCUUACGGGUGCUGGGAGCACGCGCAGCGACGCCCCUGUGCGAACCAAAUGAACCAGCAAGAACGCGUGAAAGUCAUAUGGCAGCUGCAAGUUCUUUCCAUUUAUUGAGCAGAGCACCUUAACUUUCUCCAGUUUUAUUGGUCAUCAUUCUGACGUCGGCGCUUUUGAUAAAGCUGCGCUAGUAAGCGUAGACGUCAGAUCAGUCGCAAAUAUCAGGGCGUACUAUGACUUAUACUUGAGCCGACGAGCUGAAACUGCUGAAGCGAACAUUUCGCUUGCUUCUUACUACUUUCGGUCCCAUAGAAAAUAAAUUCGAAGCGUUACGCACACUUACCAUGAAUGAAUUUUGGCUGCUGUUUUUGAGGUCAUGUGUUCGCCUAUUCCACGCGUUUGACGAUGUGCAAGAUAUCUGAAAAAAAAAUGUCGUGACUAACGUGCGCUAUACAAAACAGUAGUCUGAGUAAGUGACGCUUGGGCCAGUCUGUAUGAUUGCUGUUAUAGCUCCGAGGUUGCAUUGGAGCGCAAAAUAUUUCCAGACAUUGCUAUUAUAGUGACUGUUGCCACUGACGGCUGAGGACUCGCUUCAACGUGAACUAAGCGUCGAAAGCAGAGCGCAUACAAAUCUGCCAGCAAUCGGUGCACUUUAACCACAUCGCAGAUUGCUUUCAAGAUAUGGGCGCCCGCGAAGCGUACGCAGCAGCCGUCGGCAGGGGCAGACUAAGUCGCAGUUUGAUAUUGGCUGACCUCGAAGGUCAGACCUACAGAACCAGGCGUUUUCUGGGUUUGUAGCUGGAAUAGUAGAGACUCUAAAAAAAUAAGCUGUUUAUUUAAUCUGCACACUAGGCAUCCGCGUGGCUCUUCCACUAGCCGGUGUUUUCUACUCGCAUGGCUAUGACCUAAUUUUUUUAGCGAAAAACAACGGGUUAGCAGACGCAAUACAAUGGCGACGCAGCAAGGUGUAUUACCGUAGAGUUACCAAAAGGCAUUCGCGAAAUCUGUACGUUAUUAUCAAAGAUGCGCGUAUGGAUAACAACGCUAAAUCCAGAAUUGGAAUUGUUGCGCCGUCUUCUGCGUCCUUAUUUAUGUGUCUACUGUGUCCUUUGUUCAGCGCUGAAAAAAAAAUCGCGGCAUGCACUAUCUAGCUCAAGCCAAGACUCUAUUGUUUCUAUUUUCAACCCCGUUCUCUUAGGUCGCGUCACACUAACUGAGCGAGCGUAGUUCUAACUAGCGCUAGCUCUGCUGUUCUUUCUUUUUUGAAUGUGAUUCGCAUUCUUUGAGAGCUUUACCCAUUUCCCGGUUGGUCCGUCAGUAUCUAACUUAUUUCACCCAGUUAGCCAAGUUGCCUACUAGUUUGCACCACUAGAUAUGUAUUGGCUGCUGCCUUGUCUAGAAGGCAACGUGUGCCACCCGGCAAUGUGACGGAACAAACAAUUUGCUGCAGGCUGCUGCCUGGCCCAGUAGGCAAUUUGCGUCACUGGCUAUGUACCACUGGCUGUGUGCCCGAACAGACAACUUCGGUACGGCGUAUGUGAUAUCGGUAGGUUCCUACUCUUGGCCAGUACCUCAUAAUGGAGGUGUCAAGGUGUCACAAGGGGUACGGAGCCUUAAAUACCUGUAUAUUAAAGCGACAGCGCCCCAUCCGCGAUGCUUUCGCGUCAAGUGCGGCCGCUUGGUGGGUAGCCAUUGCAACAAAGUUGCAGCGAGAAUACAAGGGACAGUGGGAGUUGCCACGGUGUUUGAGCAGGGGUGCAGUGAUUACAAAAUUUACCGUGUCGUCGUAUCUUCGGCAUUGCAGUUGGCAGCGAGGAUGCCACUUCGUGUAUAUGCGGGUUCACCUGAGGUUCGGUAAUUUACAGAUGGCAUGGGGAUACAAUAAUCGCCAUAAUGAUCAUCAUAACAUUUAAAACAUAUCCCCAUCCCCAAUACCACACCCGUCCUAAUAGAGAUUGCUAAUCGCAUUAUCGCAGUCAAACAUCUCCAAAGGAUAGAUGUGCCGCCUAUUUUUUUUUUCUUUGGUAACAUUAUUUCCACGAACAGUAGGGUUCAUAAUUUUUUCUCUAUUUUUAUGAUUGGCCUCACUUUCCGUCUGCUAAGCAGACCCGCACCUGUUUGGGGGAAACUGUAGCUCAGGUGUGAAAUGGGGUGCGAUUCCUAGUACAUCUUGGUGCCCUUCAAACCAUAUCUUAAAACACUUUCCCUCGCACUAUUUUUUAUUGUAAAUUACACUCAUUUCAUUGUAAAUGACAGCACUUUCAUAUAAACAGAGGUUAUAUAAAGAGAGGUUACAGCUAUUUUCUAUGACUACAAAUCCAACACACCAAGAGCACUUUAUAUGGUGCACACCAAACCGUUUUUCGAUAGUGAUAUGUGAAAUCGUAUCCGUCGGUUCUGUAAUGCCCAGGCACUGGAAACGGCAUACAACAAUGUGUAAUAAAGUACAGUUAAAGCUCGAUCUAAUGAAACCCGAUUUUACGAAGUUCCCGAUCUAACUAGGAGAUUUCCAUUCCCCGGCAAGUGCCCAUAAGGUUCAAUGUUGUCAUCAGCCCGAAUUAACAAAACCAGCUUGCAUGACAUCCGAUUUCACGAAGUUUUUCCAGAAAUAAAUUACUGAAAAAGCUGUGAUUUCUUUCGAAUUUUGACAAAGACGGGUUUUCUUCGAGCGUGCAAUAUAAUGCUAUCGUAUUAAAAGAUCUAGGCACCCUAUUCAUGGCCCUCGCUUGAUUUUGACGAGGCUGAACGCCGCACUCAUGCCCGGAACAACGGACUCGGCAGUCGCUAGCGUUCUUAUCUACCAGAUCGCGCUAGGGGUGGCAGUAUUUGCCCUCCCCCCCCUCGCGGAGUUUCUGCACGCGCGCAGGCGUGGGUUAACUGCGAAUACAAUAACACGGUAGCUUUUGGGUGUCGCUACGUUAAGAUUUUAGAUUUCGGAAGACUAAAAAAAAUUCUUACUCUAUUUUCCGAACUUCCCGAUUUACCGAAAUAAUUCGAGCGUGGUCAUCACUUCGUUAAAGCGAGUUUCAACUGUAAUGGGGACAUGUUCGCAUAUGUGACGUUUUCUGUCAUUCCAGUGUGUUGUUACUAUGGCCUGUUGUAAUAAGGGCACGUUACCAUGACUAUAUAAAGCCAAUCGUUAUAUCGUGAAGUAUAUAUUUACAUAUAUUUUACAUAGAUUACUCGCGGCCUAAACAUCAGUGGGAUCUGUUUGCCACAGUGUCCAUUUUCUCCUUCUGUAGUCCAUUUCUUGUGACGAGUACAUGCAUUUAUACAUGUUGUGUACAUGCCUUUGUCGUUCCGUGUUCUUUAUGUGGUGGUCUUUGUACAAAAAGAAAUGUACAUGCCAACGGGCAUUAUUCUGGGGCGAUCUAUACACAAUAAAAUUGUAUUUCUUGA